AUGCUUAGGCCAUCAUCGCUCAUCGCCUUCGUAGCGGUGUUCGCUACCUCGACCGUAAAAGCGCAACAAGAAUCGCUCAAGGUCGGCAAGUUCUUCAACCCUCCUAAUGCUCUCGACGGGCCAACCGAUUAUUCGACGAACCCAGUAUGGACGCUCGGCGAGAUCCAAACUAUCAAGUAUACCACCACAUAUUCGAAUUACACCAUUGAUCUAUGGCAGCAGAGCCGAGAUGGUGGCUCUGCAUCAGCUGGACCAAGCAUAUUUCAGACGCGGUCUGGUGCUGUAACUCAAUUUGACUGGUCGGUCCAAGCAUUCGAGUUCGACUUAUCGAAUUUCGACGUGUUUUUCCUUUGGCUGUCACCAUUGCAAUCGGAUGACCCGAACCCGCUCUCUGUCACCUCGCGUUACUUUAACAUCACAAGAGCCCCCGCUAGUACGAGCACAUCUUCAUCGUCGACUAGUGCCUCUAGUUCAUCUAGCACUAGCCCGCCAUCCAGCAGUGCUACCCAAAGUAGCACCUCACUACCUGCUGUGUCAACAACGGCAGACGCCGACAGUAGUUUAAGUGCCGGUGCUUCAGCUGGUAUCGGUGUCGGCGCCGCCCUUGUAGUUAUCGCCCUCGUAGCAGGCGGCUUCUUUUUGUGGAGGAGGCGGAGGAAUAGUAACAACUACCAAACACCUGCAGCCGCUGCUGCUGCUACAGGUCCUAAUCAUAACGACAAUCUGCCAGAGAUGCCAGAAGUGACGCAACUUUCAGCGCAGAAACCGCCAUUGUAUCCCGUGGAGCUGGAAAGUGGCGGAUAUCCCCCUCAGUACUACCACCCCGAGAGACCCGAGAGGGUUGAACUCGACGGAACACGCCGCUCUGAACUCGAUGGAGGCCACUAA
Messenger RNA from Daldinia childiae, 888 nucleotides. RefSeq lists its product as uncharacterized. The transcript has 3 exons. Bases 1 to 888 code for a protein of 295 amino acids. NCBI's taxonomy places the organism in Eukaryota, Fungi, Ascomycota, Sordariomycetes, Xylariales, Hypoxylaceae. The record is from RefSeq and is a predicted model, not a curated record.